Jaculus jaculus (lesser Egyptian jerboa) is the source of this 2033-nucleotide messenger RNA. RefSeq names its product GTPase IMAP family member 4-like. Lineage: Eukaryota; Metazoa; Chordata; Mammalia; Rodentia; Dipodidae. The record is from RefSeq and is a predicted model, not a curated record. Bases 277 to 1263 code for a protein of 328 amino acids. The transcript has 3 exons. Gene Ontology annotation, molecular function: GTP binding.
UACAAUGAGAUACCAGGAGACUUUCACUUCUGCAAUCGUCUGUCACAUCCAAGGGCUCAGUAGCUCCAGUGGCGUUUGGGAACCGCUUCGGAGGCCCAGGACUCCCAGCGCUGCGCAAAGGUCCGCAGGGCUCCAGCUAGCAAGGCGGGAGGUCCCUCAGGGCAAGUGUUUGGUCGCCCCGCCCCUUACUUCUGAGCUAUCCUUUCUCCACAGUUUACCUUUGCCUGCAAGCCAAGGGGAGACUCAGGACCCCGAGUUCCAGGGAUUCAAGCUACAAUGGCAACCCAGUACCAUGGUGUGAGUUCCUACCAGGGCAACCCAGAAACCAGCCACGAGCCUGGAAGCCAAGAUGACACAAAUUCCCAGCUGAGAAUUGUGUUAGUGGGUAAAACUGGAGCAGGAAAGAGUGCAACAGGGAACAGCAUCCUGGGAGAGAAAGCGUUUUAUUCUGGAAUUUCAGCAAAAUCCAUCACCAAGGUGUGUGAGGACCGGAGGACCGUGUGGAACACAAGAGACGUUGUGGUCGUGGACACGCCUGGAGUCUUUGACACUGAGGUACAGGAUAGCGACACGCGCAAGGAGAUCGUUCGCUGCAUCCUCCUGACCUCCCCAGGGCCUCACGCUCUGCUGCUGGUCGUGUCCCUGGGCCGCUACACCGCGGAGGAAGAGAAGGCCACAGAGAAGAUCCUGAGAAUGUUUGGAGACAGGGCGAGAAGAUACAUGAUUCUCUUAUUCACCAGAAAAGAUGACCUGGGCGACACUGACUUCCCUGAGUACUUGAAGGAGGCGCCAAGUGGCAUUCGGGGGCUGAUGCAGAAGUUCGGGGAUCGCUACUGUGUGUUCAACAACAGGGCAACAGGAGCCGAGCAGGAGGCGCAGAGGACACGGCUGCUGACCCUGGUGGAGCGCAUGGUGCAGGAGAAUGGGGGAGGAUGCUACACCAACCAGAUGUACCAGAGGGCCGAGAAGGAGAUUCAGAGACAAACCCAUGAGAUGCAAGAACGUUACGGAGCAAUGCUGGAGCAAGAGCGAGCACGGAUAAGAGAGGAGUAUGAAGAGCAAAUUAGACACCUGACCGACCAACUGGAACGGGAAAGGAGAAGGGCGCAGAUGGAGAGGGAAUGCUCCAGAACAGAGGCUUUCUAUACUAAGAGACAACAAGGUGCCAGAAGGGAAGUCAUGAAUCAGAAUAAAAUAGUUGAAAUCAUCUUUCAAGUAUUGGAUAUUGCUUCUCUUAUCUUUAGCCAGCUUUUCAGACAGUAGACCUAGUGAACUCUCGCCUGUGUUUCCUGCAUUUUCUCUGAUGACCUGCCCUACAGGACUCCUCCAUCCAAAGCCUCUACUUCCUGUCUUUUAGCACUAAGGGAUGCAGCAAAUUUCACCCCGGCAGUCUGCAGGCGAUUGAGCUGUGAAACCCCAAAGCAGCCCCUGUGAGAGCUUGCUUCCUGUGCGCUCUUCCUCAGGGGCACAGAGGACAUCCCCGGAGAGCACAGGAGACGCCGUGGGCCGGACCAGCACUUCUCUAGAUUCUCGGUACAUCGGAACCUCGUCUCCACCUGCAGCUUCUGCCCUUACUUUUGGCUCUAGGACAGCAAUGAUCGCGUUAUCAUAUGCUUUGUUAGAAAGCUCAAUGCUUUGCAGCAUAUAAUCUUUAUUGACAUAGAUGGUGGAAUAAUUCUCCUCCUAUGAGUGUCCAAUUUGCUUAUUUACACUGUCCCUGAAGAACUAAAUUGCUUCUUUUCAUCAGCAGUUUGAAAGAAAUGAUUUGUCAGCAAAGCCUCUCAGAAUUCAAAUAAGCUUGAAGGAGCAAAAAUCAUUAAUUCAAAGAGAAGGGAAGACAACAGUGUUUGGCAUGUUGAGCUGUAUUGACAGAAUGUCAGUUUAUCCAAUCUGAUGGACAAUCAGUUCUCGCCUCUCCUGAGAAGUGAGCUGGCUGCUGGAAUUCCCACCACCCGAUCCCUUAUUGCUUGUUUCUCCUAACCCACCUGCUUGGUCUGCUUAACAGUAAAAUAAAGCUAUUUCCUUCUCUCAUA